UUAUUACUAGCCAAGUAGCCAUAGAGAUUUAUUUUGAGGGCAAACUCAUCGGGGGUUUUCGUUUAAUUUUCUCAGGAUUGUUCGCAGUUCGCACUCAUAAAAAAAAGUCGGACUCUUCCAGGCUCCAGCUCCGGGUUCCAACUGUGAGAUUGAUCCUAGGUUCCUUUCGCACUUGAUUUCUCCGGGUUGUUCAGGUGCAUCUAUAGCAAUUAAUACGUCAUUGGCUUUCAGCAACAUGCGGAGGUACAGUCCCCCAUACUAUAGUCCUCCCAGGAGAGGACAUGGAGGUCGAGGAAGGAGUCCCCCAAGAAGGGGAUAUGGAGGGCGCAAGGAACAGAACAAUGGGAGCCUGUUGGUUCGAAAUGUUCCUCUUAAUUGCAGGCCAGAAGAUCUUCGAGUUCUAUUUGAAAGAUUUGGGCCAGUAAGGGAUGUUUACCUGCCAAAGAAUUAUUAUACAGGGGAACCUCGAGGUUUUGCAUUUGUGCAGUUUGUAGAUCCUUUUGAUGCCACAGAGGCUCAGUAUCACAUGAACGGUCAACUUUUUUGUGGGAGAGAGUUAACUGUGGUGGUUGCUGCAGAGACCAGAAAAAGGCCUGAGGAAAUGCGAAGACGAGUGAGGGUAAGAGGGCCUUCGGGUCAUCAAGGUCGACGAUCAUCUUAUUAUGGACGUUCACGGUCCCGUUCAGUAUCGCGUUCACGCUCUCCACAUUAUCCUUCUGCUUCAAGAAGCCGAUACCGCUCAAGAUCCUACUCUCCUGCCCCAAGGAGAGGUGACUACUCAGUUUCUCCAAGGAGGCAUGGAGAAAACCCAGGAUCACCAAGGAAUCCUCCCCCAGAACGAGAUGAUGAUCAUACACGUAGACAUUCAUACUCUCCGCGCUAUGAUGAAGCUGAUGGGAAUCAGGGUGGCAAGGGUUAUGACAAAAGGUCUACAUAUGAAGCUGAGGAAGCACAGACAGGCUGGAGAUCAUCUCCUGGACGUGCCUCAAGAUCACCAUCUGGGUCAAGAUCUAGGUCAGCUGAUUUGUCACCUAGGCACAGCAGAUGAUUGAAACUUUAAAGAUGCAACUGACUCCUAAAUGAAAGGUGAUUCCAAUCCUUGUGGACUAGAUACGGUCUCUAAUGUUUUGUGGCUGUUAAGUUUCUGAUUCUCUUUCUUCAGAUUGUAUAAACUAUAAAGUUUGGAUCUGUUAACAUUAUCUGCUCUCUAGAUUAUUAUUAUUAUUUUUUUUGUUAGAGAUUCAAACUGAAUACACCUGCUUGUGGUAUGGGGACCCAAUCUAUCUUAUUUAUGGUCAAAUUUUGUGA
This is a messenger RNA of Nelumbo nucifera (sacred lotus), 1308 nucleotides long. Its product is annotated as serine/arginine-rich SC35-like splicing factor SCL30. Lineage: Eukaryota; Viridiplantae; Streptophyta; Magnoliopsida; Proteales; Nelumbonaceae. The record is from RefSeq and is a predicted model, not a curated record. Gene Ontology annotation, molecular function: RNA binding.